Pantherophis guttatus is the source of this 620-nucleotide messenger RNA. The record is from RefSeq and is a predicted model, not a curated record. NCBI's taxonomy places the organism in Eukaryota, Metazoa, Chordata, Lepidosauria, Squamata, Colubridae.
GUUUUCUUUCUUAUUCCAGUUAAUGAAAAGUGGGCUUUUCAGAUAUUUUGACUAUGGCUUGAAGAACAUAGAUAUCUAUAACCAGACAACUCCACCGUUCUACAGCAUAGAGGCCAUCACUGUGCCAGUUGCUAUGUGGACUGGAGGACAAGAUUGGAUUUGCCGGCCAAUGGAAAUUGCACAGUUACGCUUUCGAACAACUAAUGUUGUCUAUUAUAAGGAGUUCCCUGAUUGGACUCACUGGGAUUUUAUUUGGGGCAUUGAUGCUCACCAACGUGCAUACAAGGUAAUCCUUGGCCUGAUGGAGAAAUAUCGAUGAAGCCACCUGGAAUUAAAAUUCCACUGUUCUCAUUGUACCUGUGGAAGUGCCAGACACUCAAGUGUUUUUUGUUUCCUGAGUUUACGUUGACUGUCUUUAUUGUUCAUUUGAUUUGUGUUUAAAUUUGCUUAUCCUUCUGUUUUAUUUAUGAACCAUGGUGUGUUUCUUUCCUACUGAAGAAUUAAGUCUAGAUCCUACUGCUAACUUAAUGUAGAUCCUAAAGUUAUAAACAAUGUAACUUUCUAAGCUUUUAACUUGUAGGCGGGUUUGCAAGUUUUCUUAAAUAAAUAAGUCUGAUCUG